This is a messenger RNA of Pseudonaja textilis, 2055 nucleotides long. NCBI's taxonomy places the organism in Eukaryota, Metazoa, Chordata, Lepidosauria, Squamata, Elapidae. The record is from RefSeq and is a predicted model, not a curated record.
GUAGCCAGGUGUGUCGCCCACCGUUGCUACACGGUUCUCUCCCUUGGCUGGAUGGGAGCAAAGCUUUGGGAAGCCACCAUGGUGCUGCUCCAUGGAACCUGAGUCCUUUCUCCAAAGCUCCCAUCCAUCACAGCUCGCCGGGGCCUCUUUCGGUCUACCCUCCAGCUUCUACCUCCACGCUGUCGGCCGGCCACUCCAGUCCUCACCUCUUCACUUUCCCACCCACCCCUCCUAAAGAUGUCUCCCCAGAUCCUUCCAUCUCCACCCCGGGUUCCACGGGGUCCAGCCGUCAAGAGGAGAAGGAGUGCAUUAAAUAUCAGGUGUCUCUGGCCGAAACGAUGAAGCUGGAAUCGUCUCAUUCCCGGAGCAACAUGGCGUCCUUAGGAGCGUCGUCUUCUGGUCAUCAUCCGAUCACCACUUAUCCUUCCUACGUUCCUGAAUACGGCUCUGGACUUUUCCCUCCAAGCAGUCUCCUUGGGGGAUCACCAACUGGAUUUGGGUGCAAAUCCAGACCCAAGGCUCGUUCCAGCACAGAAGGCAGGGAGUGUGUAAACUGUGGAGCUACCUCAACCCCACUUUGGAGGCGAGAUGGCACAGGGCAUUACCUCUGUAACGCCUGUGGAUUGUACCACAAAAUGAAUGGGCAAAAUCGGCCGCUGAUAAAGCCCAAAAGAAGACUGUCAGCUGCAAGACGGGCUGGGACAUCGUGUGCAAACUGCCAGACGACAACCACCACACUGUGGAGGAGGAACGCCAAUGGGGAUCCUGUGUGUAAUGCCUGCGGGCUGUACUACAAGCUCCACAAUAUUAACAGACCCCUGACCAUGAAGAAGGAAGGCAUCCAGACCCGAAACCGGAAGAUGUCUAGCAAGUCGAAGAAGAGCAAAAAGAUUCACGACAGCCUGGAUGAUUUCCCCAAGACCAGCUCCUUCAAUCCUGCCACCCUUUCCAGACACAUGUCGUCCAUCAGUCAUCUCUCUCCCUUCAGCCAUUCGGGCCACAUGCUGACCACACCGACUCCGAUGCACCCUUCUUCCAGCUUGUCUUUUGGACCUCACCACCCCUCAAGUAUGGUCACCGCCAUGGGCUAAAAGAGUGCAUUCUCAGGCAGAGAGGGGGGAAAAAAAAAAAAAUUAAAAAAAAAGAGACUUUCCUGCUUAAAAGAAAAAGAAAAAAGUGAAAAAAAAAGAAAGAAAGAAAGAAGAAACCAAGUUCCUGUUUUUUGUUUUUUUAUUUUGACUUCUCUGAAUGAGAAAGUUAUCUUUUAUAUAUUUGCCUCAUGAGAGGGAAAAACCUUCCUGGCCCUUUCAAAAAAACAAAAACAAAAACUGUUCGAUGCAGAUGCUAAAACGGACUGGCGGGAAAAUAAAGGAAGAUGGAAAAAUGGUAAAAUUGGCUGAAAUCCUCGGAACGAAAGAAACAAAGCAAAGAUGGAAUAAUUACAGAAAGUUGACUGCGAGCGUCUUUGUGUUUCUAAACCACCGAAAUCUGGAGGCCAUUUGUGAAUAAACCAUCGCCACGCAACUUCACUGUCGAACUGAGUUUUUAGUGCUGUGAAAUAAUAAUAAUAAUAAUAAAUAAUAAUAAUAAAACCCAUACCACCCUCCUUCCUUCCCUCCCUCCUUCCUUCUCUCCCCUUUCCUUUGCUUUUCCCCUCCCGCCGAAAUGAAAGCAAAGAAUUGCUGAACACUGUAUAACUUAUAUUGUAAGAAAUAUUGUACAUUUUGUUUUUUUGGAUGAAGAUUGACAACUGGGUAGCUGUAAAAACAAAAACGGGGGAGGGAGGGGAAAAGAAAAAAAAAGAAAAGAGAUUUUGGAGGUAUGGAUAGUACGAGUGCCAUGAGAAAUAUUUUAUGGCACAGUCUGCAGAGAAUGGACAAACCGGCAAAUGUACAAAUUGCCAGUUAAUGCUUUUUUAGCUGUUUUGCGUGCUCUCGCUCUCUCUCCUCACCUGCUGGCUGAAAAUUAUUUUGAUGCAUUAAAAAAAGAUAAAAUUACAUCCAAGCUGUAAGCAAGUCAUCCGUUCCAGGCGACGGGCCUCUGAUCAACGGAGAA